UGUGUGUGUGAGUGCCGGAAGUUUUUAAAGAAUCGCUGGUGUCUCUGAGUCUCAGACCAUGAAUUACGUGGGUCAGCUGGCCGAGACAGUGUUUGUGACCAUUAAAGAACUGUAUCAUGGGCUAAAUCCAGCCACACUCACCAACGGCAUCGACGUCAUAGUGGUUCGCCAGCCUGAUGGCAGUUUCCAGUGCUCGCCGUUUCACGUACGCUUUGGAAAACUGGGAGUCCUGCAGUCCAAAGAGAAAGUGGUAGACAUUGAGAUCAAUGGAGAGCCUGUGAAUCUGCAUAUGAAAUUGGGUGAUAAUGGAGAAGCUUUCUUUGUGGAAGAGAAUGAAGAUUUUGAGACGAGGGUUCCCGCUCAUCUCUGCACCUCUCCGAUCCCCACUGAUGUUCCUGAAGUUCCUGAGCUAACUGAAUCUCCCUUCAGUGUCACGUCGUUGUCAAGUCGCCACAAGAAACGUUGCAGGAAACGGGCACAUUCUGACACGCAAAUGGAUGUCAAUUCCUCCUCAGACGAGAAAGAGAGUCUAGACCAGGAUGUCCAUAAAGAAGAAUCACCUAUGGUAACAAGUAAGUCUAUAUACUACUCUCUGUCAGAGGAACCUUAUGAAGAACUGUCUGGAGCUAAGAGCAGAUAUGUGCACCCUCACUCUGAUGGAGAAUGCUCAGUUAAUGAGAGUACUGUGUUCUACAGUCAUCCCUCCUCUCCUAAGAGUGACUCAGAGUUGUUUAAACCACAGAAGUCUGUAGGACCUCACAUGCAGUGGAACAGGGGUGCUUUUCCAAAGGUGUGCCAGGCAGAGAGAGAUGAAUCUGAUGCCCUGUAUGUCCCGCCCUCCCCCCUCAUGCCAUCUGACCACUCCCACUUCCGGACAAUCCAUUGGCAAGCAUCCUUUGACGUGGAGACGACUGAUUCUACGGCAUUAAUAACAAUAGUGAGAGCAGAAACUCAGAUUGCAACGACCAUCCCUGUCCCGUCUGAAGUUUACCAAAGCUCUGCUGAAAAGCUGUCACUCAACAUGGGAGAGCCAGAGGAUGGGGCAGGUGUAGAGACCUUGCUAACCAAUCAGAAUUCUGAUAGUGCUGGAUUGACAGCAUCUGUGGAGUCUGCCAUUAGAUCAGAGGGUUCUGCUUUCUCUGCCUCUCUUUCUUUUCCUGUAGUGUGUCUGUGUCCAGUCAAAAGGAUUCAUCAUUUGGGACCAACGGAUAUUUAUCUUGAAGAUCUGUCCAGUCUUAACUCUGAGGUCGCUGCCCUGUACUUCCCUAAGAGCGAGGCAGAGUCGGAACUCUGCUCAAAUCAUCCACCCAACCUGUCUCCUCCCUUGGAUCAGCCACUGUCAUUAGGCAGCAGGAAUAGAGACAGCGGGACAGAGUAUCUGUCCGACUCUACGACAGACACGCUGGACGUCACUAUGGCCCUGUGCGGAAGAGGAGACAUCAGCCAGAUCAGUAAAGAGAAGUUCACAGAACAGCUGGUCAAGUAUCAAGACUUUGUCAACAACCCUGGAAUUGUUGAAGAUCCAAACCUUGUCAUCUGCAUCAACUCAAAGUAUUAUAACUGGGCAGUAACUGCUUCAAUGAUUCUGUUGGUUCAAGCAUUCCAGAAGAAUUUACCAAAGAGCACCGUUGUUCAACUAGUCAAAGAUAAGAUGCCAAAGAAGUCCGCCCGCUGGUGGUUCUCCUGGAGGAGGAAAGACAUGAACAAUAUUGAGAGAAGCUCAAAGCCAGACUCGGAGGGAAAUCAACUUGAAGCAUCUGCUUCUGUCGCUGGACCCUCUACACUUAAGAAGUGCUCUGUUGAACUCUCGUGUGAUGAUGAUGAUUCUAUCUCUGUGCGGCAGAAGAGUGACAGUUUAAACACAGCACAGUGUAUCAGUCAGACGUGCCAUAAAUCACUGCGACUGACUUCUGAACAGAUUGAGUGUUUACAUCUGUGUGAGGGAGCUAAUAAGGUUGUGUUCAGUGUGACCACACAGUAUCAGGGCACCUGCCGCUGUGAAGCCCCCAUUUACCUGUUGAACUACAAUGACAAAAUCAUCAUCUCAGACAUCGAUGGGACCAUCACAAAAUCAGAUGCGCUGGGUCACAUUUUACCACAGCUGGGGAAAGACUGGACUCAUCACGGCAUCGCCAAACUGUAUCACAAAAUACAUCAGAAUGGCUAUAAUUUCCUGUACUGUUCGGCUCGAGCUAUAGGCAUGGCAGACAUCACUAAAGAUUAUUUACAGUGGAUGAAUGAUAGAGGAACUGUGCUGCCUAAAGGACCAGUGUUUCUGGCUCCCAGCAGCUUGUUUUCAGCACUACACAGGGAGGUGGUUGAGAAAAAGCCAGAGGUUUUUAAGAUUGCGUGUCUCACUGAUAUCAGAGAUCUCUUCAAUCCCAUCAGACGGCUAUUCUACGCUGCCUUCGGCAACAGAACUAAUGAUGCCUAUGCAUAUAAGGAGGUUGGUGUACCAGAGACUCAUAUAUUCACUGUGAACCCAAAAGGAGAACUCAUACAGGAAAAGACCAAAGCCAACAAGUCCUCGUACUCUCAUCUCAGCGAGCUUGUGGAUUAUGUCUUCCCCUUCAUUUGUAAUGAUCCAACCACAUCCUUCGACUGUCCAGAGAUCAGUAAUUUCUCAUUCUUGAGAGAGCCGUUACCUGUGGUGGACCUCGCUGCCUUGAUCUAGCUGCAGUAUUUUGAUAAUGAUGACAAAAUUAUUCAUUUUGGUUUAACUAUUCCUUUCAAACACAGCCAAAGGUUUGUUGGAAAGAGAAUGUACAGUCAUAAUGGCAUAACACUACACUGAGCCUCUUUCUCGUUAUCAGAAAUACUCAGUACUUGGAUGGACUUGUUUUGCCCCUCAUUUAAUACUGUGCAUAAGCUUGUGGACUUAGAUUACUGUCAGCAGAGCUGUGAUUAUGAAUGUACCAUGAUUUCAAGUUCUCUACCAAAUAAUGGCCUAAAACAGUUUCAAGGGUUUUUUGUUUUAUUUGUAAUUUUGUAGAAAAAUUUUAUAUUUACUUCUUAAAAGUGGUUACUGUAACUGGUUGAAUAUCAUUUUUUUUUAUCAGCAUAGACUUUAUGCAGCUGAAUUUUACUUUUAUUUAUUAAAAAUGAAAAUUCUGUCAUAAUUUAUUCAUCUGCAUGCCAUCCCAGAUGUGUGACUUUCUUCUGCAGAACACAAAUUAAGAUUUUUAGAAGAAUAUGUCAGCUCUGUAGGUCCAUACAAUGCAAGUGAAUGGUGACUAGAACUUUGAAGCUCCAAAAUGCACAUAAAGGCAGGAUAAAAGUAAUCCAUACGACUCCAGUGGUUUAAUCCAUAUCUUCGGAAUUGAUUUUGGAUGAGAACUGACCAAAAUAUAACUCCAACUUCACUCUAAAUCUUGACAUCAGAAGUUUUCUUGGUGAUCAUGAUUUCAAGCUCAAUCACACUUCCUAUUGCACCAUCUUGGGCUCUGCGCAUGUGUCAAGCACGAGGAAGUGUAUUAAGCUUGAAAUCAUGAUUGUGCUUAAAGACUGCAAUGAUGAGAUGUGCAGUGAAAAAGGAGUUACAUUUUGGUCUGUUCUCACUCAAAAUCCUUUGGAUCACUUCUGAAGACAUGGAUUAAACCACUGGAGUCUUAUGGAUUACUUUUAUGCUGUCUUUAUGUGCUUUUUAGAGCUUCAAAAUGAUGGUCACCAUUCACUUGCAUUGUAUGGACCAACUGAAAUAUUCUUCUAAAAAUGUUAAUUUGUUUUCUGCAGAACAAAGAAAGUCAUACACAUUUGGGAUAGCAUGAGGGUGAGUAAAUUAUGAGAGAAUUUUCAUUUUUGGUUUAACUAUCCCUUUAAAAAGCAUUCAAAUUGAACUAAAACGAGGACAGUCUUGAUUAAUUUGGCUUUCUUUUGUUGUAUAUAAUGAUGUUGAAACACCCACAUUUGGGCAGCUGUGUCUGAAAAACACAGAUGUUUUCAUUCCAUUUUACCCGAGUAUUCAAGAAACGGAGUCAUAACUAAAGAUAAUAAUGAAGACGGGAUGUUUUGCAAUAAACAUAACAGCAUGCUAUCUUUUUGUGCCACAUGGUCAUGAGCUUUUUUUAUUUAUUUUUUUUUAUAAAACAUGAGAUACGUUUGCAAAGGGUAUGCAGCACUACAUGCGUGUUCAUGUAUAUAUAUAUAUAUAUAUAAAUAUUCUUGUUUAAGUUGAGCCUUUGCAUUCAUAAGUGAUCCUGUUGAAAUUAGACCAGAAUUUUUUUGUCUAUCCUGGAUUAAAUGUUUCCAGUAAACAGUAAUAUACAGUAUCUGUAUGGGGUGCCAUUUGUAAAAUAAAACAAGUUACAAAAAUGGGUUACAUUUUGUCAGAUUUAACAACAAAAUCUGCUCAAUUUAGCCAGAUUUAUGUAAAGCAUAAGCAUUUUAAUAUAUUUUUUUAAUUAUUAUUAUUCAUUUAUUGUGUAACAAAUACUUUAAAUAUCAAAUCUAAAUGUGAAAUGUAAAUGUUAAAACUAAAUGUAAAUGUUAAAUCUAAAUUUAAAACUCCAAUAUAAAUCGUAAAUAUAAAUGUUAAAUAUAAAUCCUACAUAUAAAUAUAAAUCUUAAAUGUAAAUUAUUAAUACAAAUCCUUAAUGUAAAUCUAAAUCCAAAUGUUAAAUCUAAAUGCAAAUAUAAAAUAUAAAUGUUAAAUAUAAAUCUUGAGUUAAACAUUUGGAGGACAUGCAAAUUAAGAACGCCCCUGGGCUGUCUUGACUGAUGACAUAAGCAGUGCGACAGCGUUAAUUUUUUUCCCCCAGCCGUUUUCUGGCAGGUCCCGCCUCCUGCAUUCGGAUCGGCUACUAAGAGCUACUUACAAGCGGUCUGUGAUUGGGCAGUUGAGAAGUCAUUCAUAUAGCCUUAGUAACAUAUUGUUGAAGAAAAACAUACAGCCACUAAGUUCGAAGUUCAGUGCGGAUUUUAAAUGGUUAACAUUAGACAAGGCAAAACUAUCACAUGCAUUUAAAUCAGCUGUUUACUGCUUUGUCGAUUAAUAUUAUAAUGGAGGCGAUGUAAUACCGCAUCUUCCAUUGUUUGAAUGUGUGUGUGUGUGUGUUUACUCUCUUCUGUCCUAUGCAACUGAUUGACUUAUUUACUAUACAAUACAUAAUAGUUCCGGUCCUCAAAUCUGAUUGGACGAGAGACGUUCCAUGAGUACUGAUGUCUCAGAACAUCAGCACAAGGACGCUUCACUGUAUAUCACUCCGCUUGUGUUCGUGCAGUACUAAACUAAAGUGUAAGAGCAGUGCAGAGGUGUUCAGAGCUACAGUAUGUGUCUCUUUUCAUUUAUUUUUGUGACAUUACAGAUUUUAACCAGCAGGUGGCGGCAAAAAACAUUUUUGUGUGUAAUAUAAGUCAGUUCAGGUGACAUGAAGUGAGUCAGUGUCAGUCAGUGUUUUCAUUCAUCAGCACUAUGUGAUCGCUCUGAUUAUUACUACACUACUAAAGCUAUGAAAUAUCUUUAAACAGCUUUAAACUAACAACUUCAGCAUUAAGGCUCAUCACAGCUGAGAGACACAACAGACUGAUUAAUUACACAUACUCAAGGCGCUUACCUCUUACCGGAGUUUCCACAUUGGAAAGGAUAUACUGUUCAAAAUGGGGGAGGAGAUUGCGGUUUCUAAUAGUGAAAGACACUUGCGCACCUGCUACCGCAAAAAAGGGAGGAAUACCCCCGCUUGGAUGGCUAUUUUUCCACUUAGAAAAUAGGAUGCAUUUGACAAAAAUUACAUUAACAUCAGAAAGUUGACUAACACACUACAGCAUCUCUGCUUGGUGUACAGGUGAUUGCACACACUCCAUCUCUCUCUCUCUCUCUCUCUCUCUCUCUCUCUCACACACACACACACACACCCCUCCUUGUUUCUCCAAUAACUUGUUAGAAACAUCCCAAGCCGUGAUACUAGUUGUAAAGUGACAUUUUUGAUUUAGAAGCUUGGACACAUCAUUUGGUUUGAACCAGUAACGGCAGAUUCUGAUAUGUCGCGUAAGAAAGAGUUCCAUGUGCAAAUGCGUUUUUUAUGACCGUACUCAGUUUUUCCUUAUUUUUAUUUUAUUGUUUUAUAUUUACUUGUUCAUUGAACUGUUGUAUAAGCAAUAUCACACUCACAAUCAUACUAUAUGGCCCUAAAUCAGCACUGCUGUUAUUGCCUGCGGCCAAAUCACAGCAGUGUUGAUAUAAGGCCAUAUCGCACUCUUGCUCAUGUGAUAUUGCUUAAGUAUAUUCCACACAGCUAAAUAUACGACACAUAAUUUGUCACUUCUUUUGUAUAAGUUAUUAUCAUUAAUGAAUUCUGCAAUUAGUUUUUUAAAUUAAAAAGACUAUUUCAAACUAAAAAUUAGAACAAAGGGAUAGUUCACCCAAAAAUGAAAAUUCUCUCAGC
Messenger RNA from Myxocyprinus asiaticus (Chinese sucker), 6380 nucleotides. Its product is annotated as phosphatidate phosphatase LPIN3-like. Gene Ontology annotation, molecular function: phosphatidate phosphatase activity; transcription coactivator activity. Gene Ontology annotation, biological process: positive regulation of transcription by RNA polymerase II; triglyceride biosynthetic process; cellular response to insulin stimulus. NCBI's taxonomy places the organism in Eukaryota, Metazoa, Chordata, Actinopteri, Cypriniformes, Catostomidae. The record is from RefSeq and is a predicted model, not a curated record. Bases 59 to 2674 code for a protein of 871 amino acids. Gene Ontology annotation, cellular component: nucleus. The transcript has 21 exons.